AUGAUGGGGCGCGAGGUCAAAGUGGAGAGGCAGGUGCAGUCCAUAGAGCAGAAGCUGGACCUGCUGCUCGGCAUCUACUCCCAGUGCCUCCGCAAGGGCUCCGUGAACUCCUUCAGCCUGGCCGCCGUGCAGGUGCCCCCCGGUGAGCCAGACAUCACCUCCGACUACCACAGCCCCGUGGACCACGAGGACAUCUCGGUCUCUGCCCAGACCCUCAACAUCUCCAGGUCGGCCAGCACCAACAUGGACUGAGCGGGGAGGCAGCAGGACGGAUCCUGCCCGUGUGCAGCCAGUGGGACGGGGUGCUGGGACACGGGAGCAGCCUGGCAUCGCCUGGUCCCCCCUGUCC
Calidris pugnax (ruff) is the source of this 349-nucleotide messenger RNA. It is a transcript of the gene KCNQ4, whose product is annotated as potassium channel, voltage gated KQT-like subfamily Q, member 4. Gene Ontology annotation, cellular component: membrane. The coding region runs from base 1 to 252 and encodes 83 amino acids. Gene Ontology annotation, molecular function: voltage-gated potassium channel activity. The transcript is spliced from 2 exons. NCBI's taxonomy places the organism in Eukaryota, Metazoa, Chordata, Aves, Charadriiformes, Scolopacidae. Gene Ontology annotation, biological process: potassium ion transport. The record is from RefSeq and is a predicted model, not a curated record.